GUGACGUAGUUUCUAUUCAAAAUGUCCCCCCAGUGAUGUAAGCAGUUUAUGCGAUCCGUGAAAGAUGAAUGGGUCUAUUAAGCUACUGCCCCAACUGUCAACAUCAUGGUUCUGACUUUCAGCUCUUCCCAACAUACCAGAGUCUUGCCCUCCUGAACAGAGGGGUCAUGGUAUGUGCCCUUGUGUCUAUGCAAAUGGUGUUUUUGACAAAACGAACUGCGCAGUUAGAGGGUGUGACAUUCAGGCAAGACACAGGUGCCACUUCCUUGACUAUUUUUCCGACCAGGUGCACACUUGUAAGUCAGUCUGUAGGAUUAACUUGUACAUUUCUUCAGGACACUGUCUCUGGGGGCGUUACAGUACAAGAAGAGAGGUCAAGAUUUUCUGUUGAGUGUAAACUUCACAGGGCACAGAGAACAGCAUGGGAGAACAGCUUCCAGGGAUGCUGCUGUCCCUUCUGAUCAUCCUGAAGGUGUCUGGAUCAACAGCAGCUUCCUGCAGCCUUACACAAGUUACAGGUUCUUUAACUGCUAACUGCAGCAGCCAGGGCCUCACCAGUGUUCCUCAGAACCUGCCAACAGGUGUCACUCACCUAUAUUUGCAGAAUAAUCUAAUCACAAAAUUAAAUCAGUCUGAUUUCUCACAGUAUGGGAACUUGACAAAUCUGGAUCUAGGAAACAAUGAGAUCAGUGAAAUUCAGGCUGGAACAUUCUAUCCUACACCAGAACUGAGAACAUUGUCCCUGUCUCAUAAUAAGUUAAUGAGCCUCAGAUCUGAAAUGUUUGCAGGGCUGGGAAUUCUGGACUCUCUUUAUCUAGACAAUAACGAAAUCGGUGACAUUCGGGCUGGAACUUUCAAUGAAACAUCAGGACUAGGAACCUUGCAUCUACAGCACAAUAGGAUUACAGUCCUAAAAGCUGACAUAUUUGCAAAACUAUCAACAAUCUCUACUGUAAACAUUUCCAACAACCCUUGGCAGUGUGACUGCAACAUGGUUUCCUUCAGGCAAAAGAUGAAAGGGUCAUAUCUAUUUGAAGACCAAAUCACAUGUGAAGGACACAGAGGGCAAAAGCUCAAAGAUAUUAGUCCUGAAAAUCUGCAGUCAGACUGUGAAAAACCAACCAUGCAGUCCGAAGACCAAUGGAAUGUGCCUACAGCUGGUAACCAUGGCUUUAUAGUGGGAUUUAUUAGUGGGAAUUCUGACAUAUUUUCCCCACCUGUUCUUGUUGGCAUUGCAAGUGCCAUUUUUACACUAGUUAUUGCAGUGAUUGUUCUCACAAUCUGGUACAAGAGACGCUCCAGAAAUAUUAAAAAAAGCUCAGAUCCUAGAGUUUUCUACAACACUGCCAAUGUCACAGCCAGAGCUCAUAACAAAACAAGGCAUGGUGACCUUGGGGCAGACGAAGAGGAGUAUGACUAUGUAGACACUCUGUCACAAAGAUCACAUACAGGUACAACCCUCAGAGGGCGUCUUAGCAGGUUCGAAGAUGAAUAUGAUGUUAUACCACCUUCCCUUCCACCAAGAAACCCGACAGGUCUAUCAGCUGCUGGCCAGAAUGGGUCAGCAGCUCUACAUGGUGCUGAUGCUCCAUGGGGAGUCAUGGAUAAGGAUAAAUGUGAAACUGUAAACAAUGAUUCUCAGUUCAACAAAUAUGGAAACAGCAAUGUGAUAGCAGCUGCUCAAGAUGCUGAAACAGAUGUACAUAUAAUCAUGCAUGAAGAUGAUUACUUGUCUUUUGUCAUUACUGAAAAAUACAAGCCACAGCCCAACAAGAACAGCCAAAUAACUGCAGCUGCUGAGGAUUAUGUAGCUUCCCAACAGGGGAUGAGUCAUGAGAAUGAUGUUGAGUCAGCUGAAAACCAGACACAGGCUGACUGCCAGAAUGAACCAGCAGCUGUCCUUGGUGCUGAGAAGCAUGUCCAGUACUGGGGUGAAUGGUAUGAACUUGGAUGUAGGAAGUUGUAAUAAGUUGUAUGAAGUUAGAACUAAGAACAAUGUGAUCGGCAGGAUGU
Messenger RNA from Branchiostoma belcheri (Belcher's lancelet), 2013 nucleotides. Its product is annotated as SLIT and NTRK-like protein 3. Gene Ontology annotation, molecular function: protein binding. The record is from RefSeq and is a predicted model, not a curated record. The coding region runs from base 422 to 1966 and encodes 514 amino acids. NCBI's taxonomy places the organism in Eukaryota, Metazoa, Chordata, Leptocardii, Amphioxiformes, Branchiostomatidae. Gene Ontology annotation, cellular component: extracellular matrix. The transcript is spliced from 3 exons.